This is a messenger RNA of Prunus persica (peach), 1318 nucleotides long. RefSeq lists its product as uncharacterized. NCBI's taxonomy places the organism in Eukaryota, Viridiplantae, Streptophyta, Magnoliopsida, Rosales, Rosaceae. The record is from RefSeq and is a predicted model, not a curated record. The coding region runs from base 1 to 582 and encodes 193 amino acids. The transcript has 5 exons.
AUGUGGCGACCAAAACUUAUUGGAUCUAAUGAUCAAUUCGGCGGCCUUCAGUGUAUCCUGGUUGACCAAAAGACAGAUGCAAUACAAGCUAGCGUCAAAGAGAUCGACUAUGAUUUUGUAGCUCCAAAAAUAAAAGCUGGUUCCAUUUAUGAAAUAACACAUUUCCACACUGGUCGCAACAAACCAUCUCACAAAGUUGUACCACAUGUUGCACAAUUGUUCUUUAAUGCGAGAACAACUUUCAAAGAACUACCAACUAUUCACCCACACAUUCCACGACAUCGAUUUUAUCUGGUAGAUUAUACUCAAUUGUCCACUCGCAUUGACAAAAUUGACAUCCUAACAGAUGUUUUUGGACACAUUACUGGAAUACAACCAUUGGAACAAAAAAUGGUGGGCAAUGAGAGGCUUGAGGAUAAAUGUGAAGUCUGCAUCGAAAAUAUCAGGAAAGAAGAUAUUAGAAUAACCCUGUGGGGAGAUACUGCAAAAACUUUUGAUUCCCAAGCUUUACAACAAUUGACAUCGCCAAUAUUUGCAGCUUUUACAAGCCUGAAAGUUAAACAAUUUCAAGGUUCAAAGUGAGCUUGGUGCUUGAAGAUUCAACUGAUGAAACCAAUGCAAUCAUAAUUGGAAGACCAGCAGAACAGUUGUUUAGAAUUUCUUGCAAUGAAUUGGUUGUUCAAAGAGGUUUUACCGACCAACAACAAUUGCCAGAUGCAAUUCUGCAAACAAGAGGACAAGUUAAAAAUUUUCAACUUCGAUUUGGGAGCAUGAGAAGUGAUUUCAACAGAAAUGAUCUACUCAUUCAAGCAAUCUUCGAUGACACAAUGCCACUUCUUGAACCAACAUCGCAAUUAUCUAACAAAAGUUUGGCUGCACAUGAUACAGAAAACAUUGGUACCCAAAUGGUUCCACCCAUUACCCCACUUCCCUCAAAGCAAAUUCCAAGUGCAUCUUCCACAAGCUCAGCUGAUGCUUCUAUAAUAGAAGCUACCCCAAUUUCAAAAAAAAGAUACAGAGACGCUGUCAAAAGAGCUCUCUUUACCUUUCAUCCAUCAAAAAAAUCAAAAAGGUUAGAAUUUAUAUAAUAAUUAACUCCUUUAUAUCAAUAUUUACGCAUAUUCUAACAUUUACCAAUAUAUUUCUUUCUUUUUCAUUUAGCAUUUCUUUAAGUCAUGUUCAAACCGAAAACGAAUCUGAAAAAAUGGUUGCAACAAAAAACAUGGAGGAAAUUGUAUCAGAUUCUGAUUUACCAAUCAUUGGCUUAAAGAAGAAAUCAAGCAUGGAGAGUUUGGCAACCAGUGCUCCUACCCCGAAA